GCUGAGCCACCAGAGCCUCUGCCUGUUCCUCUGCCUGCUGUGGGCCGCGCUCCGGACCACCCUCUGCUCCGCCGCCUUCUCGCCCGGCGGCGCCCUGGCCCUGCUGCGGCCGCCCGCCCGCCUGCACUUCUUCCCGCACUGGCUGCUGUACUGCCUGCCCUCCUGCCUGCAGUUCUCCACGCUCUGCCUCCUCAACCUCUACCUGGCGGAGGUCAUAUGUAAAGUCAGAUGUGCCACUGAACUUGACAAACACAAAAUUCUACUGCAUUUGGGAUUUAUAUUGGCAAGCCUUCUCUUUUUAGUUGUGAACUUGACUUGUGCAAUGCUAGUCCAUGGAGAUGUCCCAGAAAAUCAAUUGAAAUGGACUGUGUUUGUUCGAGCAUUAAUUAACGAUAGCCUGUUUAUUCUUUGUGCCAUCUCUUUAGUUAGUUACAUAUGCAAAAUUACAAAAAUGUCAUCAGCAAAUGUCUACCUCGAAUCGAAGGGUAUGUCUCUGUGCCAGACUGUUGUUGUAGGCUCUGUAGUCAUCCUCCUCUACUCUUCAAGAGCUUGUUAUAAUUUGGUGGUAAUCACUGUAUCUCAGGAUACAUUAGAAAGUCCAUUUAAUUAUGGCUGGGAUAACCUUUCAGAUAAGGCUCAUGAAGAAGACAUAAGUGGAGACGAAUAUGUAGUGUUUGGAAUGGUCCUCUUUCUGUGGGAACAUGUGCCAGCAUGGUCAGUGGUACUGUUUUUCCGGGCACAGAGAUUAAACCAGAAUUUGGCACCUGCUGGCAUGAUACAUAGUCACAGUUAUAGUUCCAGAGCUUACUUUUUUGACAAUCCAAGACGAUACGAUAGUGAUGAUGACUUGCCAAGACUGGGAAGCUCAAGAGAAGGAAGUUUGUCCAAUUCCCAGAGUUUGGGCUGGUAUGGCACCAUGGCCGGGUGUGGCGGCAGCAGUUACCCAGUCCCUCCCCACCUGAAUGGACCUAUGGCAGAUACUGCACCUUUGCUCUUUACCUGUAGUAAUUUAGAUAUGAGCACUCAUCAUAGCUUAUAUGUGACACCAUGAAACUGGCAGUUGUGAUUAUUGAAUUGUUUUUCAUGAAUGUGUAUGUUCAAUGUGUUUGAAUUCCGUCUACAUAAACAUUCCAUUAUCUAUGGCAAAUGAAAACAAAAUCUGGAAAUAUGGCUGUGUUUGGUGGAGCACAGCUGUUACUUUUGGCCUCAUACUAAAAUGAAGUAAAAUGAAAGUUCGGAGUAGCAGAAAAGAGAGAUUAGACCUUAAGGCACUUGAUGGGCCUCCAAAUAUCCUGACUUUGGAACAUCAAAUGCAUAUUUGCACUUUUAUCUUUGUUCUUAAGAGUACACUGCAGUCCCCAAAGUCACAUGCCUGUGUUCACACUGGAAUACUGUAUUGUACACCAAACUGGAAGGCAAUUUUCCUAUGAAAAUCAAAGCUUGUCUAUUCAGUGAUGUACUUUAUAUGGAAUUCUUACCCAAUAAAAAUUGUAGUGUGAACAGUGCACAGAGUUAAGGCAUCAAAAUGUAUCAUUCUUUAUUAAAAUCUAUUAAAAAUACUUAAUCAUUGAAGAUAGUUCUUUCAUGCAUGAUUUAAAAAUAUCACUUGACAUUAUCCAAUCAUUUUAAACAAAUGAUAAUAGUAAUGUAUUACAGUGAGGACCAGCAGUGUUCUUUGGAAAGCCACAGUAAUUUCAAGAGGAAAAUAUAUCAGUGAAAACUAUGUGGCUACUUUGAGUAGAAUUGGUCAAGUGAUUAUUUUGUAUAAUUAAAAUAUAUAUUGUAGUUUAAGCAUGAUUUUCAAGAAAGCAAUAGUGACUUUUGCAUAGGGAGAUUUUGGUAGAAACUUCUUGGGACUAAACAAGUUUACAAAUGCAUUUAAGAAUUAUUCAUAAAAUGUACAAUUGUAAGUUAAAACAUGAAUACAUUUUCAAAAGCAUUCAAUUUAUCUGAAGCAAGAUAUAGCUGGUCUUACUUAUUGAAUCAGUAUUGUCCUCAGGUAAAUUAAGUCAUGAUACAUUAUUGCAGUGAACUCAAGUGCAAUACUUUGUAAGACAUAUAAUUUCUCCUAUAGUUUUCACAUUUUUUAUACCUUGUAUAUGGGCAAAACCAAAUUAAAUUGAAUUCAAAUUAUUUCCAGCAUUAGACUAAAUGAGCAAAAUUAAGUAAAUGUAUGAACUAGGUAAGUAUAAAACCAUAGGUUGACAAUAUUGGAAUACUUUCAGAAUUAUAUUAAAACUGUCUUGAAUGUCCUGUCCCAAAUCCUAUAUAUGUAUGUAUGUAUGUAUAUAUAUACAUACAUAUAUAUAUAUUAGUCUAAGAUAAUACAGAGUUUUAAAAUGCACUUUCUACCAGUGUCUACAUGGAAAGAAGUAGAUGCUGAAUACCUCAAGAUGCCAAGGGAACAGGCAACAAUGAGAAGUUGUCACAACGUGCUUAAGACGAUUAACUGUAUACAGUUGUCUGCUGAUUUGUUUCUUCAGAACUGGAACUAAUACAACUGUCCUUUCCUGUCUUCUACUUUGAUCAGAAAGUGGUUUUAUUUCUACUCUUAUUAAAAUAUAUUUCAACUUUUUGACAGCUGAUGCUGUAACUUCACAAAAGUGUAACAUUUGGUGAAACCCUAAGGGGGAAAAAUGUCAAUGCUUUUUAUCUUCUGGGAGGCUGGUAUACAGCCAAAUAAAUUUCUUUUUUUAAUACAAAAUGACUUUAAAUUCAAUCAGAAGCCUAGACUUACAGUUGUAAAUGUUACUUUGAGUUUGUUCGUAAACUCUUUCAUUGUAACCAAAUUAUUUAAAAGUGUGUAGUAUGGAAGUUAUCCUCGUUAUUAACAUGACACCAUAGCAUUGUAUUUUCGUUAUGGCUUCAGCUACUAGAUUUCUUUUCAGAAUGCCAACUAUUUAUUUUGCUAAUAAUGUUAGCUAUCUAAUUAUUUAAAGCUGUCUGAAAAGAUCUGUACUGUCUUUGUUAAUCCUUGGGGUGCAAGGUGAUAAAGUUUUUCUAAUAAGGCUUCCAUAGAUAAUGUUCCUAUUUGACCAGAUAAACAAAAAUUACUUUUAAACAUGUUUCAGAUAAAAAUAACUUGGUUCUUUCAGCUGCAUUAGUUGAUUGGUCCAAAUCUGAGAUUUGUAAGUUUAUUCUUACCACUGACUAGGGUACCUAAAUUCUUGCAUUUGUCUCCUUAUACACCUCUCAUCCAAUACAUCACCAAAGACAAAGAAAGAUAAACUCUGGCCCAAUUUUUUUUUUUUUUGCUUAAAAAUUCCAAAGCACUAGGAGCACUUUAAGUUUGGUCUUGAAAGAAGGAGCUGUUUAUAAAAUCAAAGGGCUACCGAUUCCCUGUUCAUUUGCACUGAAGCACAUGAUGACAAUUUCAAGCCUUCUUUUUGUUCAUUAAUUAGAAAAGUGAAUUUCAUUACAUAAGUGUAUAAUUCUACAGAGAUUAGCACUAUUUGUUUUUAUCAUUUCACUUGGGUGGCCAUUAAUUUUGAAGCUGUUACCAUUCACUGUAGCUGGUUGUAGUUUUAUGGAAGACGUAAUUUAUAGCUAAAGUGGCUUUUUUAUGCAUAGCUGCCUUUUAAAAUCAUUUAACAGUGUUUCUCAGCUAUAUAAUCAGUUUCAAACUGGUUGUAAAAGUAUAGCUGUGGCCAAUGAAUGUAUUUACUUGUUUCACUAGAUUGUAACAAAGCACUACUGUUAAAAAUAAAAGUGUUUGUGCUUUUA
Molecule: messenger RNA, 3723 nt
Organism: Carlito syrichta (Philippine tarsier)
Lineage: Eukaryota; Metazoa; Chordata; Mammalia; Primates; Tarsiidae
Gene: GPR137C
Product: G protein-coupled receptor 137C
Exons: 7
Coding region: 323-1051 (242 amino acids)
Biological process (GO): positive regulation of TORC1 signaling
Cellular component (GO): lysosomal membrane
Source: RefSeq, a predicted model, not a curated record